Pichia membranifaciens NRRL Y-2026 is the source of this 1518-nucleotide messenger RNA. RefSeq lists its product as hypothetical. Gene Ontology annotation, biological process: carboxylic acid metabolic process. Gene Ontology annotation, molecular function: pyridoxal phosphate binding; carboxy-lyase activity. Lineage: Eukaryota; Fungi; Ascomycota; Pichiomycetes; Pichiales; Pichiaceae. The coding region runs from base 1 to 1518 and encodes 505 amino acids. The record is from RefSeq and is a predicted model, not a curated record. The transcript has a single exon. Gene Ontology annotation, cellular component: cytoplasm.
AUGACACGCCCAGCUGAUUGCGAUUUAGAGAAGAAUAGGGUCCAAGAGCUGCAGGAUAUCCUGAAACCUGCGAUAGACAUCAUUAUUAACUAUGUAAAAGAGAUCGAUAACGGAGAGAGAGAUCUGGGACCUCGUUUCGAAGAUCCAAAAGAGCUGUACAAAAUUCUAGAACUAGAAGAUUUGGAAGCAAAAUUCCAAAAUGCUGUACAAACUGAAACAUCUGUGUCUAGCACUGAAAUGCUUAAAGUUUUUGGCAAGAUUCUCGACAACUCUGUCACUACAUGGAAUCCAGGAUUUAUGGAUAAGUUGUAUGUGGGCUCUAAUCCUAUAGGUAUUUUAUCUGAUCUUCUUCUAUCUAUCCUGAAUACCAAUUCACAUGUCUUCACUGUUUCUCCUGCUCUUUCAGCAAUUGAACGGAAGGUUUCACAGAGAUAUGCCAACUUGUAUGGUUUCAGCGACAAAUUUGCUGGUGGAUUGACUUUUAGUGGUGGAUCCUGGUCUAACAUCACCAGUUUACAGAUUGCAAGAAGCAUAAAGUAUCCUGAAACAAAACUCGAAGGGACUUCUGGUCAUAAGUUUGCGAUUUUCACUAGUGCUCACUGUCAUUACAGUGUCGAGAAAGCUGCUAUCUUGCUAGGUAUAGGUGCAAACUCUGUUUUCAAAAUUCCAGUUGACGAAGUGGGAAGGAUGAACGUCAAGAUUUUGAGCCAGUCGAUUCAGGAACGUAUUGCAGAAGGAUACACCCCGCUUUAUGUUAAUGCGACUGCGGGAACAACAGUAUUUGGUUCGUUUGAUCCCUUUGAGGAAAUUUCUGCAGUUGCCAAGGAUUACAACAUGUGGGUCCAUAUUGAUGGAUCUUGGGGUGGAAAUGUGAUUUUUAGUCCAGAAAAGGCACAUAUGCUGAAAGGAUCACACUUGGUGGACUCGAUUACUGCCAGUCCCCAUAAGAUGCUUGGUGUCCCGACAACGUGUUCUUUUUUGCUAGUACCGGACGAACGUAUCUUUACGCAAGCAAACUCCUUACAUGCGCCAUAUCUCUUCCAUAACGCACGAGACGACGAAGAGAAUUUUGAUUUGGGAAAUGGUACAAUGGGAUGUGGUCGGAGAUCAGAUGCGGUAAAACUGUACUUGGCAUGGUUAUAUUAUGGACAAGGUGGACUGAAAAAGAGAGUAGAACAUUCAUACGCCAUUGCAAACUAUUUUGUUGCAAAAUUGAAAGAAACUGAAGGUUUUACUCUGAUAAACGACUUUCCGAUCCCUUGUUUGCAAGUUUGCUUUUACUAUAACCCGGUAGGGGAAAAGUUGACAGGAGCUGAAAUGACCGUUAGGACUCGAAGAAUCGCCAAAGCUUUGCACUGUUCUGGUGAGUUCUUGAUAGAUUUUUCACCUAAUCCAAACGAUGCAUUGACCGGACACGACAAUGGUGAAUUUUUCAGAUGUGUCUUCAAUUCUCCAAACAUUACUAGUAGCAUUGUUGACAGGUUAGUGGAUCGUAUAGUUGCCCUAGGCAAAAACUAG